AUGGCAUCAAACCAAUUUGUUUUCUUCUUAGUUCUUUGUUUAUGUGUUCUAUCAACCGCAGAAUUUGGAGAAGCACAAAUCCAAACUGGAAAAAUAUGCACAGAUCCAAACGGCAAGGACAUAAAAUCGGAGUGUUUUGGUUACUGUACAGAUAUUGGUUUCCUCGGUGGUUCAUGCCAAGGCUACAAGAAUCAUUAUAUGUGCAAGUGUUAUGUAGGAUAA
This is a messenger RNA of Raphanus sativus (radish), 222 nucleotides long. Its product is annotated as defensin-like protein 34. Lineage: Eukaryota; Viridiplantae; Streptophyta; Magnoliopsida; Brassicales; Brassicaceae. The transcript is spliced from 2 exons. Bases 1 to 222 code for a protein of 73 amino acids. The record is from RefSeq and is a predicted model, not a curated record.